AUGAUGCUAUAUUCUAAUGGUCUUUCAAACAAAUUUUUCAAUUCUGCAAAUUACCCAGAACAAGCUAAGACAGGAAGUCAACUGCGAAAUAAUGUUAUUCAGGAGGAUAUAGACACUUCAGUACCAAACGGUUUUGUUAAUUUAAUUGAUCGCACCGAAUGCUACACAGAAACCAAUUUUAAGUUUCUUUUAAAUUACUUAACUGUAUACUUUGAAAUUUCAGCAACGAACGAUCCUUUACCACACUCAAGCACUUCUCAUGAAGCUUAUGACCGCCGUCAGACUCUUAGAAGUAUAUACUCUAAAAAACAUUCAGCUGCAACACCAAAUAUCAAAGAUCGUUCCACUGUCAAACCAUCAUUCUUUCCUUCAUUACCACUAAAAUUGUUAGAAAAACGACGACCUCUACGAGGCACCACUUUUUUAAAAGAAUUUAUUUCACUGUUGGUAUACAACCAGGGGAGAACACCAGAGCAAGAAAAAAUUGAUGACUUACAAGAGGAACUUCAAGGCAUUAAACGUAAUCAUGCAGCCGUGAUGAAAGAAAAUGUUGUGCUGAAAACCCGUUUAAAACGUUUAGGCAAUGAAAUAGUUCGAAAAGAUCGUCAACUGCAAAAUUUGCUUUUUAUGCAAUCUAUAGUGUUUACACGUGAUCAAGAGAAGAAUGUAGUGGAAAUGAAACAAAAAAUUGUCGUCCUGGAAUCACUUUUAAAGGAAAAAGAUAAUGAAAUAAGCAAACUGAAAGCUGAUAACGAAGAAAUAAAAUUACCCGAAUAUCAUGAAAAGACUUCGACUCUUAAAUCAGAGUAUAAUCGUCCAAAACGUUAUCUCAGCCAUAUUACUACUCCAUCUCUUAGUAAAUUACGUUCUGAUAUCCGUGGAUCACCAAGAAGGCAAAGCACAAUGUCGGAAAGUUAUACCGUUAAAAAAUACAAGAAAACGAUUGACCUUUUGGAAAAAGAAAAUGAUAGAAUACGUACAAAGUUACAGAUUUUCUGUAACAUUUCAAGUGCCUCACGUAAUGGUAAUGAACUAGCUACAAUGAAGCGUGAUGAACUUAUCGCGUUGGUUAUAUAUCUGAAAUCUCAAUUAAAAAAGAAGGAAAUACGCGAGAACAAUCGUAAUACGAGAAAUGGACAAUCUCGAAAAAUGGAUCUUCCAAUAUUAAAUGAUCAAAGAUUAGUAUCGAUGAAGAAUGAACAAGAAAAAGUCACAGCGAAGCUCAAGUCUAAAAAAAGGAUAAAUGAGCAUUUACCGAAACAUGAAAUGACUGUCAACCAAAAUAGUGCUAAUAUCUCUCAUACUUGUACGAAGUCAAAAAAUGACAGUGAGCAGAUAAAAUCAACGACAAUAAUGAAAAUCCAUUCGGCUGAUGAAUUAAAUGAGCAAAAUAAGGAUGAAGUUGAUAUGAAUGCAUUGUCCGAAAUUAUAGUACCAUCGCUUGGAAAAUUUGAGGCAAAUGAUGUUAUCGAAAAUCUGAAAAGUGCAUCAAACGAAAUAGAUAUGGCAGUAGAAAUGGAAAAAAUAUUGGAUAGUUCAUCUGAGGAAUUAGAAAAUCAUCAAUUUGAAGAGGCAGAAAAUGCAAAGAAAAUUGAAGACGAAGAAGAGCGAAAAAUAGAAAUGCGAAAGGAUCGCGCAGCUCGUAUUAUACAAAGAAAUUGGAAAUUAUACUUGCAAAAUAUGAAUGGUACUACAAGUGAAUGGCAAGUUAAGAAGUCUGAAAGCAAGGAUUACCUGAUUGAGGAGAGAAGCUUAGCAGAAGAACACAUUACAGAUGCAAGUGGACCAGCAAGUUCAGAUGAGAAGAAGAGUGGAUGCAGCAAUACUCAGGAAUGUUUUCAAGAAGAAAAAGCAUUUAUUGAGUUGCAGAAGCCACUGUCACAGACAGCUAGCAUAGAAACAACUGAAUUGCAAGAAGAAGUCAUGUCUAAUUUUCUUUUCCAAACAAUACUAAAAACAACAUUGGCACAUUUAAAACGUUUGGAACUUUUGUCUGAUAAAGCCAACUACUGUUCAUGGUUAUUUUAA
Molecule: messenger RNA, 2028 nt
Organism: Thelazia callipaeda (thelaziosis nematode)
Lineage: Eukaryota; Metazoa; Nematoda; Chromadorea; Rhabditida; Thelaziidae
Source: the annotation of a GenBank genome assembly